ACAUAAUUAAUAAAGUAAAUUAACUGUUGAAUCACAAGCUCACCUAUAGUGAAACAUUGCAAUAUACAGUUAGUUUUGCUUUGAACAGAGAAUCAGUAAGAUCGUAAAACUUUGUGAAAUAUAAAAUUUAUGCAUAAAAAAUUGUAUAUUGUACAAAUUUGACACCAGGAUAUUUCGUCCGAUACCAAUGGCAACCGUUGAAAGUUUUCGGCAGCUAUUACAACCACUAAUCUUCUACUCUAAGGGUGUAGGAGUAGAAAUAUGGACUGCUCCUGGAAAAUUUGUACCAGCAUCUUACUAUCUUUCGUUACAUGUGGCCAUAUACUUCUCUAGCACGGUAUUCACUUUGAUUAAGUAUAGCGACGAUACGUUGCACAUGAUGAAGGCUCUAAUUACGCUGGGCACUUGUGUACAGCUGUACGUCAAGUUCAUCAUCGGACAUAAGAAGGCAAGUGAGCUCAAGUUACUUAGCGAUAACAUUGAGCAGGCUAUCCUGCAGCGCUAUGAAAAUGGAAAAGCAGAGGAAAUUGCCGUACUGCAACGUACUGGCCGUAUACUUUGGUUUAUUUUUCGUUUCAUGCGCACAUCGGUUAGUAGCGCUGCAUUUGGAUUCUUUUUAUAUCCAGUUAUUGCUUACUAUACGACCGGGGAACUGAUGCCUUUGUUCAUGAUCGAGCUUCCCUAUUACGGUUGGACAACUACCAUAGGACUAGCGAUGAACAUGUUUUGUCAAGCGAAUAUAUUGGUGAUUGGAACGAUGGGAGCUAUAAUGUCCGACUUUAUAUUCUUCAUGUACGCGAUGUAUGCAAUGACAUGCAUUGAUAUUUUUAUUGUGCACCUAUGUGAGCUAGAGACGCUGCUAAAAGAGAUUCAUAUUCAUGAAAAGGACUGUGCAAAACAAACAUCAAUAAUGCGGCAAAAAUGGAUUCAGUGCAUGCAAGAUCACCAACAAGCUACUAGCUUUCUAAAUACGACUGAAGACAUUUUCGGAAUAACGUGUUUAGCACAAGUGCUUAUGGGAAUAUUCACGGUCUGUGAUGGAAUGCUACUGGUAGCUUUGACAUUUUGGUUUCCUACCUAUUGUUUUCUGUUGGUGAUGUUUGUCGAGCUUUCAAUUUACUUUGUGAUUGGACAUUUUGUAGAACUGAAGAUCGAUGAAAUGUACAACAGUAUCAUCUCGAUGCCGUGGUAUAAACUACCAGUGGAGGAACAGAAGGAAUUCGCCUUUCUGAUGUGCAGACAGCAACGUCCCAUGAUGUUAACAGCUUAUGGGUUUCUCACCAUGAACUUCGAGUCAUACAUGAGUGUAAUGUUUUAUAUUGUUUUAAUUCAAAUGGAUGAAUAUAGUAGUUGUUACUUUGCAGGUAUUGAAGGGUCUGUAUCAAUUUUUUGUGAUGAUCAUGCAGUACGUUGAAUAAAGAAGACACCAGUAUGAUCAUUCUGCUGCGCUACAAUACAUCAA
Anopheles coluzzii is the source of this 1462-nucleotide messenger RNA. RefSeq names its product putative odorant receptor 83c. Gene Ontology annotation, biological process: detection of chemical stimulus involved in sensory perception of smell; sensory perception of smell. The record is from RefSeq and is a predicted model, not a curated record. NCBI's taxonomy places the organism in Eukaryota, Metazoa, Arthropoda, Insecta, Diptera, Culicidae. The transcript has 5 exons. Gene Ontology annotation, molecular function: odorant binding; olfactory receptor activity. The coding region runs from base 188 to 1414 and encodes 408 amino acids. Gene Ontology annotation, cellular component: plasma membrane.